CACCGCUAGCUUCGCUGUGCUCCCAGCCGGUGAGAAACUAACUGCGCUCAAACACGCCUUGUCACAGUGACUAGACCGCGAGUUUCUGACAUUUUUGAUUGUUAAACAGGGAGAUGGCGCUGCGUGCUUGUGGCUUCAUUGUGUUUCGUCGUCUAGCCAGUUGUGUCCCUCCACCGGACAACAUUGAGUACCUCCUCUUGCAGACCUCCUAUGGGGAACACCACUGGACCCCACCCAAAGGUCAUGUGGAUCCAGGUGAGGACGACCUCUCCACAGCUCUAAGAGAGACCAAGGAGGAGGCGGGGCUGGGGCCAGAGCACCUGCGGGUGAUUGAUGACUUUGUGCAGGAGCUGCGUUACGAGGUGCGAGGCAGACCCAAACAGGUGCUGUACUGGCUGGCCGAGCUGAGAGACCCAGGGACAGCGGUGGCUUUGUCUGACGAGCACCAGGACUACCGCUGGGCUCGGCUGGAGGAAGCCUGCACUCUGGCUCGGUACAAAGACCUGCAGGACACUCUGAGAGCAGCACACAGACACUUGGUUGCUCGACAGGACAAACAGUGAUGAACCAGAAAUUAGACUGUGCAAAUAGAAUGAUAUAAAGAACAGAGAUAACUGACAACUGGCAUAAGGGACCCUGAGAUCUUAUUUUGGUGGCGCACUCAAUGUGACAGUAUGUCUGCAGUUUGUAUGAUUGAUGGUUCUGUCUCUGUCAGGUUUAAAUUCUUUUCUCUACUGUCCACUGUAAGGCGAUAGAGACGAUACCCUUCUAUCGAGACAAAGGUGAGAAGGGUGGAAAUGAACCAAUGCUUUAAAAACCAGAUUGCUGAUUUAAUCUUAGUCACUGCACAGACACAUGGUUGUCUAUGCCUUUGAAUUUAAUAAAUCACAUGUAAUGAAAUUAAAUACAUUAAAAAAACCCAGAAAAAUACACAAAAAAAGGAGACAGACAUCCUCUUGUCCCACUGGAACAGCAUAAACCUGAUCAGGGAGAUAUGCUUUAAUACUGUUUUUAUCUGUCUGUAGUUGGAAUCAAGUGCAAUAAAAAUAAAUAUGUCAUAGGUUUUUUGUCUACCUGCAUAUUUCUAAAAUGAAUUCUGAAAAUAACUUGCUCAAGCACUUAGAUGACAGGAUAAAAAAAUAAAUUGUAAAUAGUGCUUGCUGCCACAGGGUGGAGACAAAAACAAGAAACCUUUACAACACAGGUGUACGUUUGCUACCAUAGAUGAGAAAAUACUGCAGGCUGCAGAAAUAACAUCCUUCCG
Molecule: messenger RNA, 1264 nt
Organism: Chelmon rostratus (copperband butterflyfish)
Lineage: Eukaryota; Metazoa; Chordata; Actinopteri; Chaetodontiformes; Chaetodontidae
Gene: nudt2
Product: nudix (nucleoside diphosphate linked moiety X)-type motif 2
Exons: 3
Coding region: 114-563 (149 amino acids)
Biological process (GO): AMP biosynthetic process; ATP biosynthetic process
Molecular function (GO): bis(5'-nucleosyl)-tetraphosphatase (asymmetrical) activity
Source: RefSeq, a predicted model, not a curated record